Aspergillus steynii IBT 23096 is the source of this 153-nucleotide messenger RNA. RefSeq lists its product as uncharacterized. The annotation marks the transcript as partial. The record is from RefSeq and is a predicted model, not a curated record. The transcript has a single exon. NCBI's taxonomy places the organism in Eukaryota, Fungi, Ascomycota, Eurotiomycetes, Eurotiales, Aspergillaceae.
AAACAUUUAUUUACUGCUAUAGGGUUUAACCCUAAAAAAAAACUAUAUAUUUAUUAUAAUAAUUAUCAAACAAUUAACCUACUUACUAAGCCUAAUUUAAUUUAUAAAACUAAAUUAAAAUAUAUAAAUAUUAGUAAUCACUGGCUCAGGUAA